Molecule: messenger RNA, 2094 nt
Organism: Argentina anserina (silverweed cinquefoil)
Lineage: Eukaryota; Viridiplantae; Streptophyta; Magnoliopsida; Rosales; Rosaceae
Exons: 4
Coding region: 188-1714 (508 amino acids)
Source: RefSeq, a predicted model, not a curated record
CCGAGAGCAUAUCACAUACCAAGAUUGAAUGAUUGAUGCUUGGAAUUGCAGACGAACCAAACCCUUCUCUUUUACUACUUGUCGCGCUGCUGUAACUUGGUUCCUUAUCCUCCCCAGUUUGCGUUUUAUCUGACGAGAUUUGGUUCCUCUGAAAUAUCUUGUUGGAGGUAAGGAUUGAUCGUAUAUAAUGCUUAAUUUGUUUCUGUCGGAACCCAGUUGGAAAGAUGAUGACUCGGCCGAAAUGAGAGUCUCUCUCUUGAACAAAUUGGAAUCAGUUAUUUGGUCGUUAAUGACUUCUGGAGGUCGAUCAGAGGCUCGACUAUGGCUUUGCAACACCAUAGCUGGCAUAAGUUCCAUCACUCCUCAUCAUCAGCGUGAGUUGUUUAUUGACCUAUUGAGAUCUAAACGGAUGAAGAAGCGCUUAGCAACUCAGCUCCUGCACAUGAUAUUUGAUAAUAGGACACAAAAGGCAGGGUCUAUCAUAGCCAAGAGAAGUUAUGCGCUCAGGAAAUUUUUCCAAGGAAGCCCAACACGAAUAUCUCAGUGGUUUUCUAAAUCUGGUUCUGGAUUGGGGCAGGGACAAGGAGCUAAUGCGUUAUCCCAAUUUGCUUUUGUCAAUCGCGAUAAUUGUUGGGAGGAGCUUGAGUGGAAAGGAAAACAUGGGCAGUCACCGGCAGUAGUUGCUACAAAACCCCAUUACUUUCUUGAUUUGGAUGUCCAGCUAACUGUAGAGAAUUUCCUUGAAUAUGUGCCUGAAUUUUGGUCUUCAAAUGAGUUUGCUGAGUCACUUAAAGGUGGUGAAAUUUUGUUCAUUGAUAGAAACUUUUUUCUUCUAUAUUUUCUGGAUAUGAUGUACAAAGAAGAUGCCAGAGAUGUAUGGGAAGUUGUGAAUGAGUUCCUGGAGGAGGAGCGAUUUUCUUCUUUGUGCAAACACCUUCUUAUUACUCUUGAGGAGUCGGACUUAUGUGAGUGUCUUAAAAUGCUUCAUAAACAUGUCAGGCCUAGCGUGGAAUGCAAAGAUCCUACGGACUCCUCUUAUUUGUUUGAAGUUGUAGUAUCUAAGUGCAGUGAUUUCGGGUGCUUUGAUCAGAUAUUACUAUUAAAUGCAGUUUUUAACUAUGGACGCCAGCUUCUUCGAAUCUUACGAGAUGAAGGAGCGCCCGAGGAUCAAGCAAAACUACAAGAUAUUGUGUCUGAGAUUUGUGCAAUCCCAGGCAAUGAAAAUAGCAUGGGCCCAAUUAUUAAACGGGGAUCUAAACUGAAGAUUAUAGAAGCAUUUAAAUUAAUGGGGCUUCAGUCAUGGGUUCUCUUUUGUAGUUUAUCAGAAUACUGCCAAACUCUUCAGUCUUGGGAAUCAUUAUUUGUUGAUAAUGCAAUAAGUUUCCGAAAGUACGAUAAAUAUUCAAUUCUUCAUGAUAAUGAAGUUGCCUUAGAAGGUGGUUCAGAUUUGGAUUGUAGAGCAUCCAGAAAAGUUAAGCAAAAGAAAAAGAGUAGUAGAAGGAAAAGAAGAAGGGACUUUGAUCAUGAAGACAAUGAGUUGCUGGAUUUUGAUACUACAAAUAACAGGCUGGACUCACAUUCUAGUGUGGGAAGUUGGUUGCUCUCAGUUGAUGGGUAUUCCGCAUCAUGGAACAGCGCGGAUUUACCCGAGUAUCUUUCCAAGUAUUGCUUGUUGAGAUGGAUAAAGUGGACUACAGAGCAAGGGGAUGAAUGACCUUCAUUGGUUGGUUCCAUCUUCCUCUCCAAUGCUCCGGAAACUGUAAAUAUAACCAGUUUAGAUUGCCCAAAUUAUCGUGUUUGCAACUGGAAGGUCUGAAAAAUACCUCAUUUGGAUCACAUCUGUGGCCCCUACUAGGCUUUAACUGUUCAUUCCUACAUAUGCGGCAAAGACAAAGACGUUCAUGGUAUGAGUGCUCAAUUUCAAAUUUUCGUUUGGCUUUGCCUUUGAUCCUUUGACAAAAUCGUUCUUGAUCAAGAUUUCACCACUUGUUAGCUUUAGACACCGGAUCAAUAUCUGAACAUCUCUAUUGUACUUUGUUAUAGGAUUUUAGACCUCUGUCAUUAAUAGAAAUCUAUCAAAUAUACUGAGUUGAG